CGUUGCUAAGGAAAACUUGACGGAUAUUGUGUCAAACAUAUAUAACUUUGACAGUUUAUUUCGGAUAUUACUUUCCGUAAUAAAGUAUGAAACUUCUUUUAUAACAAUAGCUCAAUGUGUCAAAUUCUGUGAAAAAUUGUCACUGACUCAUUAAAGACACUGACAUAAACUAGCAAUGUUUGUAUAUUUGAGUAAGAAAAUUUCCAUACCAAACAACUUUCGAUUAAACUGCAUAGCAUGGAAUCAAAAAGAUGGAUACAUUGCUGUGGGAGGAGAAGAUGGUCUCUUGAAGGUAUUACGAGUAGAUUCCAAUGUCAAUGGAUCGCACAGUGGAGGGAAAUCUCGAGGCUUAGCUGCAGCGAGUAAUUUGAGCAUGAAUCAGCCUCUAGAAGGCCAUAAUGGUCAUGUUCAAGUGGUCACAUGGAACGAAGAGCAUCAGAAGCUGACCUCUAGUGAUCAAAAUGGAGUUAUAAUUGUUUGGAUGUUGUAUAAAGGGUCGUGGUAUGAAGAAAUGAUAAACAAUCGCAACAAGUCUGUAGUAACAGGAAUGGCAUGGAGCUGCGAUGGUCAAAAGAUAUGUAUAGUCUAUGAAGAUGGAGCGGUGAUUGUUGGUUCUGUUGAUGGUAACAGGAUCUGGGGUAAAGAACUGAAGAAUGUAUCUUUGUCUGCUGUACAAUGGUCUCCGGAUGGAAAAUUGCUUCUAUUUGGUUUAAAAAACGGGGAACUUCAUCUCUACAAUAAUCAAGGUGUAUUCCUAACAAAAUUAAGUGUACCCUCAUUAAAUACUUCUCAGUUUCAGAUCAUAGUGGCAUUACAAUGGUACGAUGGAAAAAAUGGUUAUGUUGCCAUAGAUUGCCCUACUCUUGCUAUUUGCUAUCGCAAUGGUAUGAUACAAUUAAUGCGAGAUACCAGUGACGAUAAUCCGAUUAUGAUGGAAACUGGAGUGACUGCUUCAUGGUGCAAUUGGAACAGUUGUGGAUCCCUUUUGGCAGUAACAGGCAUGAUGCCUUUACUCAGUAAUGGAGAGACAAAAGACAUGAAUGUUAUACAGUUUUAUACAUUGUUUGGCGAGCAUGUGAGGACCCUGAAGAUACCAGGCAAAGAAGUGACGUGUUGCACAUGGGAGAAAGCUUCCCUUAGAGUCGCCUUAUCUGUCGAUUCGCACAUAUAUUUUGCAAAUAUUCGUCUAGACUACAAAUGGACUUAUUUUAGUAACACAGUUGUCUUUACAAACGAGAAGAUCAGUAAGGAUGGCAUCUGUGUGACUUUCUGGAAUAUGAGUAACAAUACAUGUUGCACCAAGUAUGUGCGAUCCUUGAUAUCGAUAGCCUCGCACGGGGAACAUUGUGUACUCUCUGUGAGAAACGAUCCUACUCAAGCCACCGAACAAUUCGCUCUGCUCGUUUGUAACACUAUCGCCACACCGAUAGACUCCAAAUUCAUGGAUCUAGAGCCGUUACAUCUCACUAUGACCGCUAACAUGGUCAUGGCUGCGUCCAAAAAUAAUUUCCUGGUAUGGCAUUUUCGCACGCCUCGUAAUUCAACGUUACAUCCCAGCAGGAUGCGCAAAUACAAGAUCUAUCAUGUAGACGAAACGCCGACCGGCGUGACAGAAGUUAUUCAGGAUUUAGACAAGGAUGGUACAUUCGAGACUCCUAUCAGCACGAAGGCUAGCAUGGACCCAAUCUGUUGUAUUUACGCCACUGAGAAAGUUCUUCUAGUUGGCAGAGAAUCGGGGAUGAUCCAACGAUAUUCCCUGCCGCAAAUUACGCUCAUGAACAGAUACAACACGGCGCGUAAAUUGCACAGAAUCGCCAUUAAUUGCAACUCCACGCGUGUCUCCAUCAUGGAUGCUAACGGUAUUCUCACCAUGUUGGAUCUGGAUCUGCAAAAAAUGCCCAAUUCGCGAGACGGAGAUACGAGCGAAGAUAUAGCCAAGUUUGAGAGAAAAGACGUAUGGGACAUGCAUUGGGCGCAGGACAAUCCUGCACUCUUGGCGAUUAUGGAGAAGACCAGAAUGUACGUUCUGAGAGGGCUGGACCCCGAAGAACCUAUAGCCUGUUCCGGAUAUAUUUGUGCAUUCCAAGAUUUGGAGAUACGUUGCGUUUUACUAGACGAUCUCAUGCUGAAACCCGACGAGACGCAAAAAGAAUUGAUCGUCGAUUUAGAAGUAAAAUCCCUUAGAGACACGAGAGAAUUGCUGGCCAAGGUGGGUCUGAAGGAGGCCAACAAUUUCAUCCAAGACAAUCCACAUCCACGUCUGUGGCGUUUACUAGCCGAAUCCGCGUUGACGAAACUUGAUUUAGAAACGGCAGAAAAUGCCAUGGUACGAUGCACAGAUUAUCUAGGCAUACAGUUUAUCAAACGUCUACAAAAUGUGCAUAACGACCAGCUGAAGAAAGCCGAAGUAGCAGCUUUUCUUGGUAAUUAUGACGAGGCCGAGAAGCUGUAUUUGGACAUAGACAGAAGAGACUUGGCAAUCGCGUUGCGCCAAAAACUAGGUGACUACUUCCGGGUUGUGCAGCUGAUGAAGAUGGGCAUCGGAGGUUCGGACAAGCAGAUGGAGCACGCGUUUAACAAGAUCGCAGACCAUUUCGCCGAAAGACAAAAUUGGGAGAGCGCGAAGGAAUACUACGAAAAGGGCAGAAACCUGGAGAAGCUCAUUCAAUGCUAUUACAAAUUGGAGGAUUUCCAUCAACUAGCAGCAACAGUAGACCAGUUACCAGACAAGAGUCCUAUCCUGAAAACCGUAGCAAGAAUGCUGGCUUCAGUGGGGAUGAGUUCGCAAGCAGUGGCAGCCUAUAUCAAAUAUGGCGAUGUGAAACUUGCCGUGGAUACAUGUGUGCGUCUGAAUCACUGGGAUCAAGCCGUUGAUCUGGCAAAAACUUAUAAGAUGGCGCAAAUCGGUGAAUUGCUAAACAAAUACGCCAAUCAUUUAUUAUCGAAUGGUAAACGUCUGCAGGCGAUCGAGCUAUACAAAAAAGCCAAUUACAAUUUGGAAGCGGCUAAAUUAUUGUUUCGUCUUGCCGAGGAGCAAGCCAAGUCCAAAUCGCAUCCUUUGCGCGUCAAAAAGAUAUACGUUCUCGCAGCAUUGCUGAUCGAGGAUCAUAUCAACAGCGUUCCGGCGAUAAAAGGUGGUCGCAGCAACAUCGUUAUGGGUCUUACUGAAAGCAAUGAGGAUACUAAAAUCAUAGAAAACGCCUGGCGAGGUGCCGAGGCGUAUCACUUCCUUUUGUUGGCGCACAGACAGUUAUACGAUGGUAGUUUCGACGCUGCGAUGAAGACGGCUCUACGAUUGAGAGAUUAUGAGGAUAUUCUAGAAGUAGAAGACAUUUAUUGUCUAUUGGCACUAUCAAGCGCCGUUAACCACGCGUUUACUACCUGCUCGAAGGCCUUUAUCAAAUUGGAAGGACUUGAGACGAUCUCGGAAGCGAAAAAACAAGAGUACGAAGAACUGGCGGUGAACAUCUUCACGAAGCACACUCCGAAAGACUCCCGCAAUAACAAAGCGGAAUGCGUCAACUGCGAGACCCUGGUACCCGAUUGGUGCAUCAUGUGUCCUAAUUGCUCGACCAGGUUCCCGGCUUGCAUUGUCUCGGGCAAACCGCUGAUGGAUCUCAGCAUCGCGUGGAUCUGCACUGUUUGCAGACAUCACGUUGCAACGGAACGCGACGUAGUUAAUAUAAAUGCUUGCCCUUUAUGUCACAGCACUAUCACAUAUAUGUAA
Formica exsecta is the source of this 3727-nucleotide messenger RNA. RefSeq names its product WD repeat-containing protein 35 (gene Oseg4). Gene Ontology annotation, biological process: protein localization to cilium; intraciliary retrograde transport; non-motile cilium assembly. The coding region runs from base 176 to 3727 and encodes 1183 amino acids. Gene Ontology annotation, cellular component: intraciliary transport particle A; non-motile cilium. NCBI's taxonomy places the organism in Eukaryota, Metazoa, Arthropoda, Insecta, Hymenoptera, Formicidae. The transcript is spliced from 2 exons. Gene Ontology annotation, molecular function: protein binding. The record is from RefSeq and is a predicted model, not a curated record.